CGGCGGUCACACUGCAUCCAAGAGAUAAUAAUUAAUAAUAAUUAAAAAUAAGCGCAUCAUAACCAUGUCAGCGGCUGGUAGAGUUGAUGACGAGCCGACAACGCUACCAGCUACACAGGAGCCACCAUCCUCAGGCCCAGCGACGCCAGCGGUGGCCGAAAUAGCCGCAUCCAGUAUUCGUUCGGGCUUGGCCGAGCUGGAGCUGAGAUCUUCGCAGGUCCUGCAGCGACUGGAGAAUGUAAAGACAGUGCCCGGAGCGGUGAGCCCGAAAGCCAGCGGCAAUGCUAAUGAUGUCGAGGAGGAGCACGAUCCGGAGGCGGAGGCUGAAUAUUCGGAUCAACUGCCGUUCACACAGCUGCGUCCGGAGCAUCGUGUGCCGUCGGACAUACUGAAAUCGUUGGAACAACUGGUGGCCUACACGGACAGCGACGAUGAUCCCGAGUUCCCGCUGCCGGCCCUCGACGAUGUCUCCCACUUGGCGCUCAUCUCGCACAGCAUUGUGGCGUAUCUGUCGCAUCUGGACAGGCAGCAGCUGCUGCGUGUGACCAACAGCAUAUCGGGUGAUGCCACACGCUGGCUGGGGACACUGUUCCACUUUAACAAUCCGGCCAGCAGCUUUCAUGCGGACAAUGCCGAUGCCAUACUGCGCACCGUCCGGCUGGCCAUUGUCGCCCGCUGUCCAGGCUAUCUGGAGGGUGGCAUACCGGCCCUAGCCCAGCCCUGCUUCUACAUCUCGGAGAACACGACACCGGUGAGGCUGCAGUAUGCCUGCCGCCAGCUGGGCAUACCCUUAGACGCAAUCAAAAUCAUACCCGAGCACAGUCAAUACGGCACCAUGGACCUGACGCAGCUGCAAAAGCAAAUCCAGUUGGAUUUGUCGGCCAACAGGACACCGCUGCUGGUGGUGGCCGACAUUGGAGCAUCACUGUGCGGCUACGUGGACAAUCUGCAGCGGCUGCGAGACGUGUGCAAGCCGCACAACAUGUGGCUGCAUGCCAGCGGCCAUGGCCUGGCCGCACUCGUUUGCGCCCAAGGCCAGAGCCAGGGCCACGUCGACGAUGUGCUCCAUUCGAUGGCCCUGAAUUUGGGCAGCUGGCUGGGCGUGCCCAGUCUGCCGAUUGUGCUGUUGCAUCGUCCACUGCUGAACAGUGCGCUGAGUGCCUUUGAAUCCGAUCCGAUCCUGUCGCGACGCCUCAACUCGUUGUCGCUGUGGACGAGCCUGCAGGCACUGGGCCGCAAAGCAAUAGCCGAGCGCCUUCAUGUGGCAUUUCAGACGUGCAGUAUUCUCUUCGAAAUUGCCUCCAAGUGUGAGGGUAUACGUGUGCUGAGUCACACACCUGGGGCACAGACGGGUGCCUCGCUGUCGGAUAUUAUACAGAGCCCCUUCGAUGUCAAUACAUUAUUCGAUGCAGCUGCACCCGUGGUGGCCUAUCAGUUCGAUGGCAGCACAACCAUUCCAAUUAGCGGCAAUCUGGAGGCAGCCGAACGUGAAACGACGGCCACGGGUGGCCUCAAGCCCCUGGAGAAGAUCAAUAAUGCUUCCUACUUUGAUCGCCUCAACUCCUGGCUGGGCCAGAUCUUGCAACGUGACUGCCCCAAUUUUGACUUUGAAGUGAUUGAACAUCCCACACAUGGCAGCUGCAUUCGCUAUUGCCCCCUCGAACUGGGCCUUGGGGAGCAGCCGCCCAGCUCGGAGAAUUUGGAGAGCUUCGCCCAGAGCCUGGAGGCACAUGUGGACAUUUUGCGAGCGACCAUCAAGCACAAGGCACGUUUCAUUUACCUCGUGGAGCGCAGCGAGGUGUUGCGUCUCGUACCCCUGCCCGAAUGGGCGGGCAUGGGCGGAGUUCGCUUUGUGCCCGAAAGCUGGGAAUCGCUGCUAACGGAUCAGGCCAAAACGGAGCUAAACAAGCUGAACAUUGACUUGGUUGAGGCUCUCAAGUCCACGGAUAAUGCCUUUUCGCUGGGCGAGGGCACCGAUGGUCUGAUUUGUGUGCGCUUUGGCAUGGUCACGCACGAGACGGAGGUGGAGGAGCUGCUCGAUUUGGUUGUCACUGUGGGCAAGAGUGUGCAGGAGAACUCGCGAGUCUUGGACACCAUGUCGGAGAUUGUCAAGAAGGGCAUUGAAGCUGUCACCGCUGAUCUGCAACGUGAAUCUGAGGAGAAACUCUGGCAGGAGGGCAUCCUACGGCAUGUGCCCGUUGUGGGACGUGUCUUCAACUGGUGGUCACCGCCAGCCAAGGAGUCUGGCAUCAAGGGACGCAGCCUCAAUCUAACCCAGGGCGUUGUCGAGAGCACUGAAAAUAUUUACAAAUACCACAUGCAAAUGACUGGCGCAACGGCUCAUCAGCUGCCGGCGAAUCGUUCGCCCCCAACACCCAUGGUGCAGACGCCAGUGGGCGCGACAGCCACGCAGCAGCAGCAGCCCGUCUUUCCCACUGUGGAGCCAGUGUCUGGUGGAUCGGGUGAGGAGGGUUCACCCAAUGGCCACGAAACGGUCACGAUAGGCGCUGCACCGGCCACACAGAAUCAUGUGGAUCAUGCACGAACCGUCAGCCAGAGCAGUGCCAGCUCCUCGGUGGUGCCCGAAUUGGUGCCGGCAAACAGUGCAAUUACACAAUAAUAAUUAAAAGCAGAAAGCAUAAAGAAAAAAGGAUAACUUAACUUAGGCAACAGGCACAGCCAAAGCCCCAAAGCCCGCACAGCCGCAGGCUUCAUGAAUUAACUUCUAGAGCGAAAUUAGGCCGCAAAGCAAAAAUAUCAAAGGACAACGACAAAAAUUGAUGACAAGCAGCUUGGCACACAGCAGUAACGCAGAGC
Molecule: messenger RNA, 2817 nt
Organism: Drosophila subobscura
Lineage: Eukaryota; Metazoa; Arthropoda; Insecta; Diptera; Drosophilidae
Product: pyridoxal-dependent decarboxylase domain-containing protein 1
Exons: 6
Coding region: 65-2620 (851 amino acids)
Biological process (GO): carboxylic acid metabolic process
Cellular component (GO): intracellular membrane-bounded organelle
Molecular function (GO): pyridoxal phosphate binding; carbon-carbon lyase activity
Source: RefSeq, a predicted model, not a curated record